CUUUGCUUCGGUUCGUUUAUCGCAGCCGCUGGCUUUCGACCAAAACUGCCCAUCUUCUUUCUGUCAUUCGUUGCUCGACCGUGGUCAUUAUUCAUCAUCGUUGUUCUCGAAAAAAUCGCGUGUCGCGUUUUUUCUGCUCUGUCCUCUGUAGUGCGUGCGUUUUCGCGUGUGGAUAGCAAGCGAUUCUCACCUAGUUUACGUCUAGGGCCGAUCUAUUAGGAAAACCGUGCAAGUUUUCCGAUCGUCACGAGAGUCCUUGCUAGUGUGAAUCAAUUUAUUUCCGUACAGGGAAAAUCUGUGUGUCUGAUUGAUCGAGGAGAGGUGAGACGAGGUGUGGCAAAUCGUAUAAAAUCGAAUUUCCUUUCUUGUGAAAAUUAAUCAAGUGCUGUAAUAGUUGCCCUUUUUAUGUGGAACGCUUACUACUGCAGCUAAUUAAUUUUUUUCUCGUCCGGACGCGGCGCGGUUUGACCGUGAAAAAAAGGCUUCAAAAUUGACUAAAAGAUACAGUUUGAAGCAAAAAUCGAGUUUUCCGUCUACGAUUUACCGCACCAUCUAAGCAUAAUUCAAACAUGAACGAAUUCUCGACCGACACUCGUAUAACUUCGCCUAGGAUACGACACAGAGAGCAUCCGCUUUGACCGGUUCGAAUCCACUAAUCAACGCAACGUUUGUAAAGACAUCCAGCAUCCCCGAGACUCCAACAUACACACACACAUAAACAACAAUUCAAGAGUUUGGUUUCGUUUGAGAACUUGAAAUUACGAUUGGUUUUUAUUUGAAUUCAACGUCUCAAGUGGAAAAUCCCCGUCAGAGCAUUGUAGGAUUCGAGACGCAUUAGUUUGAUCCUUCCUAACCCAACUGCGUGGAGUUUUAUCGCUAAACUGAAUCGCUCCAAAACGUUUUAGAAGUUGUUUUGUUCGGUCUGUUUCAAGACAGGGUCCUGAAGUUCCCCUUCAGGAAAGCGAUUUUUUGAGCUCGUGCUCGCAGGUUCUUGCAUUGUGUUUACCUUCGCCUUAAAUUGAGCUUAGCAGAAAAUCAUUAGUUGGCAAACUCUUCUCGUUUUCAAACAACCUAAACCCCCAAAAAAUGAUGGCUGUUUUUACAAAACUAUGCUUACCCGAUAUUGUUAAAUUAAAACGCUAGUUAGUAAACACUUUGUCCAUCCCCUGGUUGGAGGAGGUAACAUAUAGAAUUUACUAAUUUUAACGUUUUUUAAGUACAAUAUCCAUUACAAUUUUUUAAAAAUCGUAUUUUCAACAGAUCCACUUUUUUAUUUAAUUACCAUAAAAAGUACACUCAUAAGAAUUAAUAUAAAUAAUUAAUAAUUUUAAAAUAUUAUAAAUUUAUCGAGUACUAUCUAUUAGUGUAGUGCUUAUUCUAAGUACUUGAGUUUGCUGGUAUUUUGUCCACUUUUUUUUCUGCAAGUGCACUCUUUAGAUCGGGACGUUCGAAAGACGUACCAAAGUAAGUUAGUUUGGCACCAAACAAAAAAAGUGAAUCACUUCCGACUCCUUGAUCGCUACUUAACUGAAAGCUACUUAAGUUAUAUCUCAAAUAUUGUCGUGUUCUAUUUCUUUUUACAAUUUUAUAUUUUUGGAUUUCUUAUUGGUAGUAUAUCUCGUUAAGACUCCACAGAUCCUAUAAAUUCCUCAAUUCCGAAUCGAAAACCAACUUCUCUCUUAAGUUCUCGAAAUCCUAUACAAAUCAAAACAAUUCGAAAGUAGUAGAAGCAAAGCUUCGGAAAUGGAUCCAUACACACCGGAAAUUUUGUGGCUCGUUAUACUCGGAUUUGUUAUUGCCUUCAUAUUGGCAUUCGGUAUUGGAGCGAACGAUGUGGCCAACUCAUUCGGUACCAGCGUUGGAUCCGGGGUACUCUCAUUGCGUAAGGCCUGCUGGUUGGCGACCGUGUGCGAAGUCUCUGGAGCCGUGCUGAUUGGAUACAAAGUUUCGGAUACAAUGCGGAAAGGCAUACUGGACGUUGAAAUGUACAAAGGCACCGAAGUUGAGCUGAUGUUAGGCUGUCUAUCGGCACUGGCUAGUUCCGCUUUGUGGUUGCUGGUGGCAACUUUCUUCAAGUUGCCGAUCUCCGGAACGCAUAGCAUUGUUGGAUCGACCAUUGGUUUUAGCCUUGUCGCACGUGGAAUGCAGGGUCUGAAGUGGAGCACACUCGGAACGAUCGUCGGAUCGUGGUUUAUUUCACCCGUUCUUAGUGGUAUGAUGAGCGUGAUGUUGUUCUGGAUGAUUCGUAAGUUCAUUUUGAAUGCCAGAAACCCGCUGAAGGCUGGACUGUUGUCACUGCCACUGUUUUAUGGAACAACACUGUCGGUUAAUGUGUUUAGUAUUGUGCACGAUGGACCGAAGCUUCUUUACAUGGAUAACAUCCCAACAUGGAUAGCCGUAGCGAUCAGUGUUUUGCUAGGACUGUUAGUGGCUGUACUCGUGCAGUUGUUCGUCGUUCCUUGGCAGAAGAACAAGAUUUUAAAUCAGGACAAGCUCCCGCGCACUGAAUUCACUGUCGGUGAUUCGGACUGUGAUUCGUCCUCGAACGGAAGUCCUCGACGUACAAAACGGCCUCUGUCGUUAGUAGGUGACGGAAAGACACUACCAGCUAUAACCGAAACAACCGAAUUAGUUUCACUGUCCUCCCCGCACCAACACAACGGCUUAAUCAAGAAGCUUUCGAUUGAUCUAUCUCCACAUACAAUCAAAAACAAACCAAACCCUUACAAAAUCGAUCCUAAAAUUGUCAAAAAAGCAGAAAACCUACUGUCGGCUAACAAAAACAGUCUGGACAACACCGAUCUCACGAUAACCAGUCUCAAUUACAUUGAUGAAUAUCAGUCCACAAUCAACGGAAACGGGCGCGUCGCACUGAACUCGUAUUUCGAUCGUCGAAAUAGCAAUAACAUGCCUCCGCAAUCGCCGGAUUCUACCACCAUGAACAACGGAAUAAAAGACCAAUCGAUCACCGUCCAGAAUGGAAAGUCUCCUACGAGUCCUAAAAGCGAUAGUACGCUUCCGAUUGCCGACUACACACUUACGACGCCGAACAUUGUUCUCAACAGCACCGGCAACGAUCUCAGGAAAGAUAUGGGAAGAAUUGAAAAUGCAGCUGGACUUGACCAUACGCUAAUCAGUACGACCCUGUCUCCGAAUUCGAGUAAAGUUCCUCUAAUUAGUGGUAAGGAAGGUUCGGAAGAGAGUAGGCACAACCCAGUGGAAGAGGAAAAUGAAGACGUGUCGGCCCUGUUCUCGUUCUUGCAAGUACUGACGGCGACAUUCGGAAGUUUUGCUCACGGCGGUAACGAUGUCAGUAACGCGAUAGGACCACUCAUUGCUCUCUUUAUGAUAUACCGGGAGGGCUCGGUACUGCAGAAGUCUGAAACUCCACUGGCCAUUCUGUUGUACGGUGGCAUCGGUAUUUCCGUAGGCUUGUGGCUUUGGGGCCGCCGUGUCAUCGAGACGAUUGGAAAUGAUCUCACUAAAAUUACUCCAUCAACUGGUUUUACCAUCGAAAUUGGUGCGGCCUUUACGGUGCUGCUGGCGUCCAAAAUUGGUCUUCCGAUUUCCACCACCCACUGUAAGGUCGGCUCCGUCGUGUUUGUGGGCCAAGCUAGCGCCCCGAGGAAACUCUCGCCGGACGAGGAACGGGCCAUGAAGCAGCGCAACCCGCACGAACAUCAUCACUAUGCAACGGCACAGCAGAAGGCCGUCGAUUGGGGUCUGUUCCGGAAUAUUGUGUAUGCCUGGGUUGUCACGGUGCCGGUGGCUGCGCUACUGAGCGCCGGUUUUAUGUACGGCUUGUGUGCACUGGUGCUGUGAAUGGCAUCAGCAGCAGGUGGAGAAAUCGAAUGAGCAACUAUCCAACAACAGAAGCAAAAGGCCAUUGCUGAAGCGUGUGUCUUCAGUUGUGUAGUUUUUAAAAUUUAUUAGGUCCUAUAAGAUAUUUUCAUUUUAUGUCAGAUAUUUGAAAACUUUUAGUAAAGAAUACAUUUGUGUAUCAAACAGAUGAUAAGCCAAGCUAAUUAAAGCCAACAGUUUCAUUGAAUGCGAACAAAAGUUUGUCAUAGUUUUUAGUUUCGUUGCAGAAGCAGGUAAACUCAUUCUUAAUUUACUACAAUAGAAUAAAAGAGCAGGUAUGAUUGAUUGUUGCUGGUCUUCAAGAAUGAAAACACUGAAAGAUGAUUGUUAACAAUGUUGAACAUGUUUAAGGAGCUAUUGAAACAAUAAUUAAUUUUUAAGUGUGUCUCUUAAUAACAAACGUGAUAACAAUAGUUUGAAACUUAAAUAAACAAUGAUGUUUAAAAGAAAUCAAAUACAAUCAACCGGAACAUUGCACUUGUUUUGAAUCUGUUUAUGUUAAAUCGCUUCCAACAAAAACGUUCAUUUUCGGUAAAAAAGACUGUUCUGAGUAACAUCCUACUAACGAACAUUUAUUUCGUGUUUGCAUUUUUUUCAUAUCGUUUCGAAUCAAUUUUGUUAUGUCGUGCACUACAAAGCGUGAACGACAAAAACAGUAUCGCUUUCUUUUAUGUGAAAUCAAAAGUCUCACGAACUUGUUAGAGGUGCUCGUAUUGGAUUCUACCAGUCGCUAAUUUAGGCGCACAAACACGUGCUGUUUUAGGCGGUAUUGUGAGCACAAAUAAAAUAAAAGUUAUUCGUGAAUGUGUUACUGGUGGGAUUCCAUUUUAUCGUAAGAAAUCGUUGUUACAUUAAAUGUUGACUAAACGCUGUAUAGUGCAAACAAACAAACACAACGGCGUACAAAAACGUUAGACACAAAAUGAAUAAUCCUUAUAGGACUAAAUGUGUAUUAGAAGUUGAAUGCAGAUCUGUUUCAGCACAUGACGUUAGAUUUUAGCUUUCGUAGUUCCAUUCAAAUGGAAACAAAUUCCACCGGAAAUGUGAAUCGUUCAUCUAACGGGCUUUUUGCUCAAGCUCUUUUUUCGAUUUUUUCGUAUCUACUUAGUACACUACGAUUGAUUGACUACCCUUUAGUUCAACUGCAAAUGCAUUAUCCAAUGUUGAUUUAGGAAUCUUUGAUGAACUCGAAUACAAUUAUGCGGCGGCAACAAGUGCUUGAAUUAAUUGGAACUUUUUUAGGAGAAAUUCGUAGAGGGAAAUUAGUUGGAUGAAGCAAAUGAAACAGACAACACUUUUUCACCAUUUAUGAAGGGAUGGAAUGAUAUUUUGUUCUACAUUGUUAUGUUACCGUUCGAAUGCUAAAGCUUUCGGAACAAAAUAAAAUAAAAAAAGAACCAAUAGUUUUGAACAAAGAAUCAGUACAAAUCAGUAUACUUUUGCUACCAAUCAAGCCUACUUUUUCCUUCGCCAAUGUGCAUUCUGUCCCUUUAUAUGUAUACACAGCACACAAAUCCGUGAUAAAUGUGCUCACCUACACAACCAAUCAGAUCAAAUUCCUGCAAACAAUGGAGAGACAUCGUAAAUUUAUACUAUAUUAGAAUUAUUAAUUACUUAUAUUAUUGCUAGGGUGAUACUUCAAAUUAAAUAAAAAAGAGGAAAUGACAAGAGAAUAAGCAAAAUUUAAAAAUAUACAGCAAGAACAAGAACUAGAAUGCAGAAACAUUUUUACCCAUGGGUCCAGGAUUUUAAACGGCGUGCUUUGGUAAAAGCUUUAUAAAACAAAGCCACCAAGCGCACGUUGAGCUAUUAGCGAUUAAAACAGAAAAAGCGGUAAAAAUGGAUUCUUGUAUGACAGAAACGCAUCUUUCUGUUUCGAGCUUUGUGUACUUUCUGGAACUGACGAGUGAUAACAAAAUGUAUGAUAAUUCUACAAAGAGCGGAACGCAAUUUUGAAUGAAAGAAAUAAAAUAUAUUGGUUCGGUGUUAUUUGUUUCAAUUAACGUCGAAUUUAUGAACAUGUUAAAGAUGUUAACUUCGAGAAGUAAUUCCAAAAUGAUCUACCGAAGUGCUCGAAAUUUUACAGAUAUUCUAAGCUUUUUACUAAUGAUUGGUAAAAACGAUACAUUUCAGUGUCGGUGCCAUUUUUCGAUCGGCUGCUGCAGUUAAAGAUUACAUUAAUAAACAAAGUAUAAUGUGAUUCCAGUUUUAUUCGAACCGAUAAUUUUUAUUUGAUAUAUAAGCAAAUUUUCAUAAUUUUGUUAUCACUCGUUCGUAGGCGAUGCCGAAUUGAACUCACUAUCCUUAAUUAAACAGAAUCAACGAGAUACUUAAUGCUUGUACUUAGCAAUCGUAGGCGGUGGAAAUAAAAUCGGGUUGAACUGUAUGGCUACGUGAGUAGUAGGUCAUUUUUCUGCGAUUGAUAAUCCGCACGAUUCUCUUUCGUACAUUUUCGGAAAUUUUAAGAAUGAACACUAUUGCUAAAGACAAGAAGUAACUGUAGUAACGAAACAUUGAAAGGUGUACAAAAAAAAAAAAGAUGUGACGUGAUUAGCUGUGUAAGCAAACCAGACAAAAAUAAAUCUUUCAACCCAACAUAAA
Malaya genurostris is the source of this 6462-nucleotide messenger RNA. RefSeq names its product sodium-dependent phosphate transporter 2 (gene NaPi-III). Gene Ontology annotation, biological process: phosphate ion transmembrane transport. The record is from RefSeq and is a predicted model, not a curated record. Gene Ontology annotation, cellular component: membrane. The transcript is spliced from 7 exons. NCBI's taxonomy places the organism in Eukaryota, Metazoa, Arthropoda, Insecta, Diptera, Culicidae. The coding region runs from base 1744 to 3822 and encodes 692 amino acids. Gene Ontology annotation, molecular function: phosphate transmembrane transporter activity.